This is a messenger RNA of Pecten maximus, 1557 nucleotides long. Its product is annotated as neuropilin and tolloid-like protein 1. Gene Ontology annotation, molecular function: protein binding. The transcript is spliced from 5 exons. NCBI's taxonomy places the organism in Eukaryota, Metazoa, Mollusca, Bivalvia, Pectinida, Pectinidae. The coding region runs from base 84 to 788 and encodes 234 amino acids. The record is from RefSeq and is a predicted model, not a curated record.
ACCGACGAGAAAAAGUAUUCCCAGUUCCUCUCUCACAGGACUAACACCACCUUUCGAGCAUACGUUGUUAGAUACUGACAAGAAUGGAAACUUUAGCAGUCAUUUGCAUCUUGGCCUGGAUGCUUGCACAUGCAUCAGCUUUACAAACUUACUACAUGGAGGAAGGAUGUGGAGCGUCAAUUAACAUGAUGACGAGGAACGAAGACUCUAUCAUUCUGAGGUUGUCGAGGAACCCAACCCAUCGUCCUAAUCAGGACUGUGUGAUUGCGAUCGAACCACCUCUGGGAAAGGAUCUAUCCGUGACCUUCCGUGACCUUGACGUAGAAUCCGGCCCAACUGGUCAGUGUGCCACAGACUUUUUGAGGAUGUACGAUGGAAGAAGCGGUCAAGCACAGUUCGUCCAAGGCCUUCCCCAGACGAUAUGUGGUAACAACAACAUGAUGUUGACCAGAUCGUACGAGACUCGCCUUGGAUACCUCACCCUCCAGUUCCAGAGUCGUUCUCAAAUCGUCAACAGGAGGGGAUUCGAGCUGCUCAUCAGUGCCUUCAGGCGAGGACCCUGUCAGGGAGGUGAGACUCAGUGUUACAAUGGUCGCUGUAUCAACAAUAACCUGAGGUGUUCCGGGUAUGACCACUGUGGUGACGGAACCAACCUCUGUCCUCUUCCUCUCGAGGCCAGCGUCGCUCUCGGAGUCGGAGGUAUCGUCGUACUCGUAAUCAUCAUCGCUAUCAUCGGAGUGUGUAUCUACAAGAAAAAGAGAAGUUCAUCAAUGAAAGACGAGUUUUAAUGUUGCAGAUAACCAAAGAACAGAUGAGGAAGGAACAGUACCAUAACGUUAGCGGCGAGAGCAUCAGGGUCAAGACUGCAUCCAAUGGCAGCAUGCACUGACUUCGAGCAUCUCUGGGUGCCAUUGCCGACACCAACAAGUUCUUCUCGAUCCUCUUGGACUACAUCGGGAGAGGGACGACACCAAAAAUCACAGAUGGCGCCACUGAAACAUCCUCAAAUGGCGCCACUGGAGUAAAUAGAAAUGGUGUAUUCGAUGGAUCUACAGAUGGCGGCGUUGGUGACGACAUCACAGAGAUACAAGUCUAGCUAGUUGGACAGGAACCGGAAGUUGGACCAAGGGACUGUACAAUACCCGCCAAAGACUGCCAUUGUACAGUUCCGUGAACGUGCUACUUAUGAUAUGCUUUGUUUGUUUUAUACUAAUAUUUCGAAGGCCGGAUUUUAGCAAAUUUUCGACAACUGUUAGAGAAAACAAAAACAUUUGAUAGCAAUGUAUAAUUGUGGAUCUAGAACUCGCGUGACGUACAAAAUGUAGAUAAUAGUUGCUACUGUUUCUCCUCAGUACCUGUGUGUAAAUGUUGUGUGUCCUGUAAAUAUAUGAUUUGUCCCGUACCUACACAUACCUCGCCAUUUUACUUGUAUUUUUACCUGUAGUAUAUAGAUUCAUGUAGAUCACAAACUUUGUGUAACCGAUAGUUUUACAAAUGUAUAUAAACAUUUUUAUACCAACGUAGUUUUUUUCAAUAAAAAAUACUUCAUACUGAAAA